CAGUGGCCAGUGAGGUGUCAAAUUGUCAGUGAUAUAGAAUAUAAUUUGACACGUCCAAAUCGUAAAUAAUACUCAUAAUAGGAAUUAGGAGAUAAUAGAAAAAGCGAAUAAAACAUUUUUAAUUUAGAGAAAAAGUAAAUAUGGCAGUAAACAUCAAAUGUUUUGCACCUCAUUCUCGUUGUUGUUGCCUGUGUGUGUACUAUAAAAAACAUGUUUUCUGAGGGACUGACAUGAACUAAAUAACAAGCGUGGAAGGUUCAAGGUUUUAAUAUACCUGAAUCUGUUGGAAGAAGAUCAAAUUUGCUUUGUCUAAAUGUUAUUUCAAUAUGUAUUUCCCCAUAGGAUGGCCGAAAGUUCUAAGGAGUGUGGAUAUAGAUUUUCAGGCGUUUAAACAAGUUGUGUCCAAUCGGGAUAAAAUCUUAUUUGCUUCACUAAGUGAUGAUGCUUUUGUGGUGUGGUUUUGUAAACCCAGUGUGUCUAUAGUAUAUCACAAACGAAAUUCUGAAUCUAUACAAAGACUUGGAAUAAAUGUUGGAAUUGAAUGGAAGCCAGACUCAUCUAUGAUAUGCAUUUCGACAUCAGAAGGUCAUUUAAUCUUAUAUAAUGUUGAGGUACAAGGUGACCAACCUGCAUAUCAACAGUUUGAUCCACCUACUGCAAGUUUGCGACGAGAUUCUGCUGAAUUAUUUGUUAAAGAAGUCAUACCAUCUCUGAAAAUAACAUUGUUUAAAGAAGUUUUAAUUUGGGAUGGUCAAAUUACACGUAUGUGCUGCAUAUCGGGAACUGAAAUUCUUGUGUGUACAACACGAGCUCAUUUAUUGAGGUAUCGUUGGGAUGGCUCACAAAAUAGAGAUUACUGUCUGGACUUAGGAAGAAUACCAUUCUCUAUUAACCAGCAAGUGUCAAAAGCUGAACCAAUUUUAGAAGAUAAUACCCACGUCAAUGACAUUGAGUACUCACCUUUAGUCUGUGGAUUUGGUAUAACUUUAAAUGAUGGUCGUGCUGCAUAUCUGACUGCUCCAAACCUAAAAUUUGACCCCAAUGCAGUUCAAGGUAUUUGGGCGCAAGGCAUCGAUGACUCUACCUGUGCAAGAGUUAAUCAUAAAUUCAGACUAAUCGCUAUUGGAAGAAGAAAUUCACAGGUGGACGUGUUCACAAUAGAUGAAAUUACGGGUGGUCUGGAACUGUCUCACACCAUGGUUCUCAGUUCGAAGGACUUUCCGGGCGACCCGGGGCCUGUCAAAUGCAUGAGAUGGACAGGUGAUGGCCGUGCCGUGGCAGUGAGUUGGGAAGGCGGUGGAAUAUCAGUGUGGAGUACAUUUGGGGCUCUUCUAAUGUGUUCCCUGGCAUGGGAUUAUGGCCUGAACCAGGAUCUUAGCAAGCAUAACCCACUAGUUAUCUCCAGUAUGGAAUGGGCAACAGAGGGCUAUCAACUAUGGAUGGUCAAGGAAGAAGAAUCAAAGUCGAGCCUUAUACAACUGGAUUUCGUCAAGAGCCCCCUCACCGUUAAUCCUUGUAUGAGUAACCAGAGACACCUUUUCUUGCAAGCGGACGAUAAACUGUACAUAAACCUGGAGGACAAUCUGACUAGACGCACCAAACUGUCGAUAAUCGACUCCUCGGCGGACGCUUAUCACGAGAGCGGACAGGAACAAACCGACGGGGAGAUAGAAAAUAGUGCUAAAUACAAAGAAUUUGUUGAUGACAACGAAUGUCGGAAACAAUGGAUCGUUCUACAAUUGCCGGCGACAUACAUCGCUAGCAACUGGCCGUUGCGAUACAGUGCCCUCGACGAGGAAGGCGAGACCGUGUGCGUGGCGGGUCGCACGGGCCUGGCGCACUUCAGCCGCGCAGCCCGCAGGUGGAAGCUCUUCGGCAACGAGGCGCAGGAGAAGGACUUCGUCGUCAGCGGAGGCAUGUUGUGCUGGCGGCACUAUAUUGUCGUGGGUUGCUACAGCAUCCUGGACGGUCACGACGAGAUCCGUUUCUACCCUCGCGACGCGAAGCUCGACAAUCGCUUCGCUAAGAUCGUGCGAGUUCAGUCUCAAGUGUUCGUUCUGGACGUGCUCCACGAUCAGCUCGUGGUCUUCGGAGCGGAUGCGCUGGUCACCAUUUAUGAGCUCAGCCUGGAUAAUGCAGGGGCUAUUGAGUUGCGGUGCGUACAAGCUGUGGACAUUUCCGCCUUGUCCCACCCCGCGUGCGUCGUGUCGGCGUCUCUUUGCCGACUUCAGGACCCCUUGCCCAUGGCUCAUCUCAACCGCAACGCCAAGUCGGAGAUGCAGGCGCCAGAUUCACUGGUGAUCAAUGCGAGUGGAAAACUGAUGAUGGUUCAACGAGAAGAAUACGACGUCGACGAGGAUAAUAAUCCCGCGUACAGCUGCCUCCCAGCUACAGUUUUAGCGUCCUGUGUUGAGAGUGUCUGGUCUUCUGGCAAGAGUAACGGUGCGCAGACGCAAUUAUCUCGUGCCCUAUGGCUGUGGUGCGGCGCACUCGGUGCCCGUGUGUGGUUACCUUUAUUACCAAGAGAGGCCACAAGGAGACAGGACCCCUCGAGACAUACUUUUAUGGCGAAGAGGAUCAUGCUGCCGUUUCAUCUGAAUAUUUAUCCGUUGACAAUACUUUUCGACGAUGCAAUUUUGUUGGGUGCUGAAAACGACACCACCCUGUACGCUUCAGACUCCAACUCCGUGUUCUCGUUGCCCUUCUGUGUCAUCAAUAGAACGAGUCAAGUGUACCUGCACCAAAUACUCCGGCAGCUACUGCGCCGUAACCUCGGUUACCACGCGUGGGAGAUUGCGCGCUCUUGCUCGCAGUUGCCCUAUUUUCCGCAUUCCUUAGAGCUUUUAUUGCACGAGGUUCUAGAAGAAGAAGCGACCAGCAAAGAGCCGAUUCCCGACGCCCAGCUGCCCAGCGUCAUCGAGUUCGUUCAUGAAUUUCCCGUUUAUCUUCAGACGAUAGUGCAAUGUGCAAGGAAGACCGAGAUAGCGUUGUGGGCGUACCUCUUCUCGGCGGCCGGAAAACCCAAAGAGCUCUUCCAGGAAUGUCUGCAAAGGAAAAUGCUGGAUACGGCCGCUUCCUACUUAAUUAUUUUACAGAAUCUGGAGAGUUCGGCGGUGAGCCGGCAGCUCGCCACCCAGCUCUUAGACACGGCUCUACAACAUGAGCGAUGGGACCUCGCGAGGGAUCUGGUGCGCUUCCUGAGAGCUAUAGACCCAAACGACGUAGAUUCCCCUCGAAACUCUGUGAACGUGCAAACGAAGUACGGGCAAGUGGUGCAGUCACAAACGGUCAGCCCCAACGCCGAAGACUUGUCCGUCAUAUUGGGAACUAUGCAGAUAUCGGGUGGUCGCGGGCGCAGCUUCAGCACGACCGCAGCCCCCCGCGAGCCGUCUCCAACGGGACACGCUCCGCCCCCGGCCCCCCCACCCGCCAGGCGGACGGCCGCGGCCGCCGUCAAGAGGAAGAAGUCCGUGCCCGCGAGGGCCGACCGAGAAUCGUGCAACGGCACUGCCGAGGAUUUCUUCAUCGACAUGAUGAUACAGAGACACGCUCGACAUCUGCUGUCGACCGCGAGACUCGUGUCCUUAGGGAAGCUGGCGGCCGCCCUCGACCUGCAUCUGGUGGCCUGGCUGGCCGGAGAGAGGGAGAGGGCCGCCCGAGUCGACAAUGCCGUGCUCUGCCUCAAGCAAGUCCACCGGGACUUCGACUGGCCUUACCCGACCCCCACCGAGGACCAGUACGCGCAGAGGAAGACCAGCGUCGCUCCGAGUACCCACAGCCUAUCGGCCGAAUGCGGCAGCCAGUGCGGCGACAGCGGCUACAUGAGUCUGUCUCUGAAAGCCGCCUUACCUCUGGCCGGGGCCGUGGCCUGUCGAUCUCCGGGGCCCGUCAGCUCGGCGGGCGAAGGCAGCGUGGCGGAGGGCGGGGGCGUGGCGUGGGGUGAGGCCGAGGGCGAGGAGCGGCGCUACGCCGCCCUAAUGGAGCGGCUGCACCAACACCAGGCCGACCGUGGAGACCACACCGCCCACGUGCGCCUGCGCUACUUCCUUCAGCUCGCGACGGAGGCCAGCUGCGUGGAAUGGGCGCUCGUGGUGGCCGUGGCGCUGCGCGACGCCUUGGCCGUCCUGCGCUGCACCAACGCAGCGCGGUCGCCCGACGUCAGCCUGUCGGCCGCCAAGCGCCUGCGAGACGCCCUGCGGGACCUGCUCGCCUGGUCCGACGAGGAGUGCGUCGGGUACAAACCGUUCAUGCUGGCGAUCGGCAACCAAAUACCGUUCCUGACGUCGAUCAUCAACGCCCGCGAACGACGCACGUCGACGGUGAAGCCGCGCGUGCGCACGCCGAGCACGGGCUCGCUCAACGUGGAACCUAAGCAGACGCAGGAGCCGAAGCUGCCGCCGCCGCAGAAGGCCCAAGAGGUGUCCAAACAGGUCGUGAGGAAGGACACGCCUCCGACGAUCCCCGAACCGGUCGCGGUCGACGAGAUGCCCCGACCGCCGGACGAGCCAGGAGACACUUCCUCCGGCUGUGCUCUCAUGUAGAGGGAAUGUCAACGUCAUCGUAUAUUAUUUGUCACGAUUUCGGUAAAUCGUUCGUGUUCAUGUUUUAUGUAAUUCACGUGUACUUAAGUGCAACUAGAAGAGUAGGACAUUGAACGAUUAAAUAAACUUACGUCUUCCCGGAAACGAUGACGUAAUAUUAUCUUUACCAAUUUACUGAAAUAAAAGAUAUAUAUAUAUGAAUAAAUUUAAGACGCGCAGAUUUUAUUCGAGAGCGCCUUCUUCAUACAUUUUAAUAUAUUAUUCUGAUAACCGGUUUUAAAUUAAUUAAUAAAUAAUGUUAAAACCAAUUUUAUAGUGAAAUUUUUACAAAUCCAAUAGCGAUAGUUAUUUUAGCACAUAGUUAGGUUCUAGUUAAUGUGUAAAAUAGCAAUAUAACAGUAGAUUUAACAUUUUGCUCAUUGCGUGUGGUUGAUAUUGUUUCGUGUUAAUUUAUGCUCAAUGGGAAAUCUCAUUAUAGUAAAUGUGAACAGCGAUUUUUCUUUACUAUACCGCCAUCGUGGUGCCAAUAUUGAAACAGUUCUCGAUCGUAUGAACUUGUACAAAAAAUAUAUAUUAAUAUUAUCUUAGUCUGUAUUUGGACAAUUGUACAUUCCACUCCUAAUUAAUGAUAUUAUAUAAUUUUAUAAUGACAACUAACAUAAAAAUAAGUUUUAAUCGUGUGGUUAUGAUACGUCCACUAAGUGUUUACUAAUAAAGUAUUUAAAAUAA
Molecule: messenger RNA, 5270 nt
Organism: Pieris rapae (cabbage white)
Lineage: Eukaryota; Metazoa; Arthropoda; Insecta; Lepidoptera; Pieridae
Gene: Rich
Product: guanine nucleotide exchange factor subunit Rich
Exons: 26
Coding region: 327-4541 (1404 amino acids)
Biological process (GO): intracellular protein transport; retrograde transport, endosome to Golgi
Cellular component (GO): Ric1-Rgp1 guanyl-nucleotide exchange factor complex; cytosol; Golgi membrane
Molecular function (GO): protein binding
Source: RefSeq, a predicted model, not a curated record